Molecule: messenger RNA, 1164 nt
Organism: Oryzias latipes (Japanese medaka)
Lineage: Eukaryota; Metazoa; Chordata; Actinopteri; Beloniformes; Adrianichthyidae
Gene: foxg1c
Product: forkhead box G1c
Biological process (GO): regulation of transcription by RNA polymerase II
Cellular component (GO): nucleus
Molecular function (GO): DNA-binding transcription factor activity; sequence-specific double-stranded DNA binding
Source: RefSeq, marked provisional
AUGGAGGAUCCCACCAUUCCAAAUCGAUUGUUUCAAAAGUCUUCUUUCAGCAUCAGUAGCCUGCUGUGGAGGAGAGAUGGCGAUCAAGAGUCUUUAUCUAUUUCCCAGAAGGCGCGUUCAACUCAGCCAGAAGAGAGCGCCCAGGAGGAGACAAAUGAAAGGAGCACUGAGAUCCCAAAGCAGCGCGCGAAAGUGGACCCUAUAGUGGCUGUGAAGCAAGAACGUGUUAAGGUGGGGUCAGAGAAAAGCAGAGGAUCAGAGGAGAGCGUAAAGCCCGAGAAGCCUCCUUUCAGCUACAACGCACUUAUUAUGAUGGCGAUCCGCCAAAGCCCAGGACGGAGACUCACGCUCAACGGCAUCUAUGAGUUCAUCAUGGAAAACUUUCCGUACUACAGAGAUAACCGCCAGGGGUGGCAAAACUCAAUUCGGCACAACCUGAGUCUGAACAAGUGUUUUAUUAAGGUGCCUCGCCACUAUGAUGACCCUGGAAAGGGAAACUACUGGAUGCUGGACCCCUGCAGUGAGGAUGUGUUCAUAGGGAGCACGUCCGGGAAACUACGGCGCAGAACCGACGCUUCUUCCAGGUUCAAACUUGGCGUAAAAAGAGGAGGAGGUCGACUCAUAUCCACCACCGCAGCAACCAGUGUCACCUUGGCCGCCGCUGGUUCGUUUUACUGGCCGGUGCCGCCGUUCUUACCUCUCCAAACACCGGCGCGCGCGCAACUUAGCGCAGGAACUUACGCAGGCGCUCAGCCCCGCUUCUCAAACCAUGCUGCAUCGGUGGUUUCUCAGCGGGCCCGGCUCAGCGCAGGACCAGCAGAAGCAGACCGGUUCGUGCACCAGAAGAUGUCCUACAUUGGACUCAGCUGCGCACCAUCCCGUCGCCAUCAGAUUGGCACCGCCUUCGCUGCGUCCAUCCCUGCAGGCUCUCUGCCACUCUCUGACCCGUGUCCUUUUAACAUGAUCUCAGGACAAGCCAGUUACUUUUACUCCCACCAGAUACCGUGCAACGCCGCAUUUGGCGCGUGUCAGGAUGAGUGCGCCUCAUCCAAAACCCCGCCGGGAGAGUUUUUAUCCAGGAACGGUUACCCAGACCUUAGAGGAUGCUGCAGUGACUUUCCAAAUUAUUGUCCUCAACUGAGUUCCAACCCCAACCGGCUUUGA